UCAUCAACUAUGCAGAUCAACAGAAUGACAACUCCGCUGCUGCGCAUCAAUCGGUUAGACGGCUAUCCGGUGGAUCGCGGGGAAACUAAUAAAACAGGCACAGACAGGACAAACGAAACACACCGCGAAUCCGGCGGACCUCGAAUUUGCGGCCGAUGCUACGGCGCAGCAGCGUGGGAGAAUUUGCAAAAUCUAUCAUGGAAAUAACUCGUCGUGAGGUGGCAGCAUCGCCUUGAUGAGCGACCACGUCGAGUUUCUGCAACCAGAAAGUAGUGGGAGAAGCAGUGUAGCGCAGAUGCGCGUGUGCGAUCGAACGUACAACAUCGUGGAAUAUCUAGUGCCUCUUACAACUUCGCAUUCGAAAGACGUGUUAUCAGUGUUCUGAAAUAUUUGGCAGUCACGAAAUCUCACUGUGCAGCAAAAUAUAUUCAGAGUUCGUUUGACUGGAUACGUCAGUGCACGAGCCAGAAAGCGAUCGAUAGAUCAUCAAGUUACGCAAUUUUCCGUGAUCUUCAAUAUUUCUCACGAUGCCGUUCACAGCAGACGCUGCGGCAAGUCAGAUACAAGAGCGUUUGAGGAAUAUCUACAGUCUCGUACACGGGAUAGAGAGUCAACGUAUCCGCUCGGAGCAUAAUAUAAGCAACGUCAUGAAGACUCACGAAAAGGUUACACCGGAAGACAAGGUCUCCCCUUACUACCAGCAGAAACUGAAGAACCUGUACAGUGCCGCAGUGACUGACGCGCAGCAGGAAGAGGAGAUCCUGCGUGAGGCCCUUAGCAAGAUUAACGAGAUACGCACAAUACGAAACGAACGACGUAUACCGCGUAACGCCGGAAACAAGGAGACUAUCAGACGCGGCGCACUGAUGAAGAUGCUAAAAGACACUGCGCAGACCUUGCCUCUUUACGUAGGCAAGACACCUGGUGCCAAACCACCACCAUUGUGCGGCGCCAUACCAGCUGAGUCUACAUACAUCGCGAAGAUGGGUGAUAUGGUGGCUGCUCUAGUGAAAGGGAAAGAACUGGAAGAGGGAGAGAAUUGGAUACUCGCGGAAGUUGUGCAGUUCAAUCCCGCCACGAACAAGUACGAGGUUAUCGAUAUUGACGAGGAGCAGAAAGACCGUCACACGUUGUCGCGCAGACGAGUGGUAUCGUUACCGCUGAUGAAGGCCAAUCCUGAGACCGACUCACAUGCACUGUUUCCAAAAGGUUCUAUCGUGAUGGCACUGUAUCCACAAACCACUUGUUUUUACAAAGGAAUUGUGAAACAUCUACCGACUAAUGCCACAGAUGAGUAUCAGAUCCUGUUUGAGGACGCUGCGUAUGACGUCGGCUACUCACCACCAUUGAGUGUGGCGCAGCGUUAUGUGAUUUCCAUCAAGGAGAGCAAAAAAAAUAAGAACCAAUAUUAAGAAAUCGUACUAUUUUCCUAUAUUAAUUUUCAACUUUUUUAAUUAGUAGAAAAAGACGUAUAGUAAAAAAUUUUCUCAGUAAAAAACGCGACUGCGAAAAUAAAGCCUCCUUUUGCAGUAUAUAUGUAUAUAUGUAAAUAUGUCCGCCGUAAUUAAUUUAAAUAGUUUAUUAUAGGUCGAAAGAAAAA
Molecule: messenger RNA, 1600 nt
Organism: Linepithema humile (Argentine ant)
Lineage: Eukaryota; Metazoa; Arthropoda; Insecta; Hymenoptera; Formicidae
Gene: Sgf29
Product: SAGA-associated factor 29
Cellular component (GO): SAGA complex
Source: RefSeq, a predicted model, not a curated record